CACCGUAACUUCCUGUAGACGGGCUUUAUUUUUAUACAGAAAAAAUGGCGGCUUUAAGCUCAAAUAGUACCUCGGAGAAAUCAAGGACCACGUCGGGACCAGACAAUGAUUUUUGGGCGGGACAGGGUCCAGUGGUUCUGCGGGAUCCAGCGAUUAAAUUGCUGAGUCCUGUUAGCGGUCUUGAGCCGCUGUCGUGGGCAGAGGAUCACAGACUGGCGGCCUCCAGCGCUAACAGCGUGUCUGUCAUGGAGUUGGUGUGUGACAUACACAGUCUCAGUCAAAAUCUGGUGCUGCAUCGCAGUCACAUCCCGGUACCGGACAGCGCUUUUGAGCUCAAGGUGGGCCCUGAAAAUGAAGUGCAGACUGUUAAAGAAAGCUUUGCAAAGAGUAAAGAUCCUGUAGUAAGCCAAAUGAUAUUGAUGGACAGAGUCAUCCAUCCUCAAAGUGGACGUCUCCAUGGUGUGAAGUACACCAGCUGGUCACCAUUAGGCUGCGACAAAUAUGGCCGCUGUCUUCUUGCUUUCUUAACACUGGACAAUCGUCUCACGAUCCACAGCAGUCAUUUGCGAUUGCAGUGGACGCCACUCCUGGACCUUACAGAACUAUAUGGAGAAAUGUUAAAAUCCAGGAUGUAUUCUGCUCAGAACGACGGCUCACCGCCGAACUCUAUUAAAGACUUGGAUGAACUGCAGCGGCGGUAUCGUAUGCAGACGCCAGUGUGCAUGGAGUGGUCUGGUCUGUGCAGUAUGCAGCAAGUUCAGACCAAUAAUGCAUGUAAAGACGUUAACACUGUACUUCUGGCUGUACUUAUGGAGAAUGGAGACGUAGUGGUGUGGCAGUUCAGCUUGCCCCCACAAGGAAAGGAUUCAGUGGUGUCUUGCAACACCAUAAAAUCUGGUGUGUCGUUGCCAAGUAUGCUCACCUGGUGGGAAUAUGAGCACAGUGGACGGAAAAUGAGCGGACUGAUUGUGGGCAGCUCAGUUGGACCUGUAAAGAUCCUUCCAGUCAACCUCAAGGCAGUGAAGGGUUACUUCACCCUCAGGCAGCCGGUGGUUUUGUGGCAGGAUAAGGACCAGAUACCUGUCCACAACAUCAAAUGCAUAACGCUCUUCCAUCCGCAUCAGAAAUGCAACUGCAGCUUAGUGGUUGCUGCACGUGGUCCUUAUGUGUUCUGGUGCUUGUUGCUGAUCUCCAAAGCUGGUCUCAAUGUCCACAACUCCCACGUCACAGGCCUUCAUUCCACCCCUAUCAUAUCAAUGACAGUCUGUCAUAACGGCGGGACUAUUUUCACCUGCUCACUAGAUGGUAAGGUGAAGAAGCUCACGCCGGUUUUCACAGAUGUUGCUGUUGAGUUUAAACAGGAGGAGAUUGCUCUGCCAGAGGGAGUUGCGGGUCGACGGAUACAUGGCAUAUCUGUCAGUCCAAAUGGUGCCUACUUGGCUCUUAUCUCCAAUGAGGGCAUGAUCAAUGGGCUCCAUCCAGUCAAUCGCACAUACCAGGUGCAAUUUAUCACCCUUAAGACUACAGAUGAAACGGCUGCUGAGCUGCUUGAGUCUCAAAUGCACAAUCUCUUCAGAAAGACCGACUUGCUGGACUUGCUGCGUUGGCGGAUACUGAAGGACAAAAGCAUCCCUCCGGUUCUGCAGAACAAUCUAGACGAGAAGCUCCAAACCUCAGGAUUCACCUACUUAUGGCGCCUCAAGCUUUUCCUCCUCCGGACGCUCUACAAGUCCAUGCAGAAAAGCCCUUCAGAGCACCUUUGGCAGCCGACUCAUAGGGAAGGUAAAGCUGUGGAUGAGGAGGCGGGUGGAGGUGAUGAUGAGAUUGCGGAGAUCUCCACUCUAGAAGAGCUCAGGCAAGGCGAUGCAGAAAGGCAGUCCAGUGAGGAACAAAUGAGGGAGAUCAGCAGUAGGAUUGAAGAGGUGGAGUCCCAACUGAUCCGCGAGAACAUGAAGAAGGUGUUGGGAGAGGUGUACCUAAACACCUGUGUCACUCAGAACACAUGUAUUCCUACCAAAGGUGUUUGUGACUUCCUCACAAAUGACCCUGCUAAUGAAGACAGGGCAGCAAAGGUGCUGAUAGGUCAUAUCAUGAAUAAGAUGAACAAACAGACCUUUCCAGAGUAUUGUAGCCUCUGUAAAGAAGUUCUGCCUUUCACAGACUGCAAACGAGCAGAGUGCAAGAAUGGGCACAGAUGGCUCAGGUGUGCGCUGUCAUAUCAGGCCUGUCAGGGUGUGACAUACCGCCGCUGUCUAUUGCAGGACAGUAUUGCCUCAGUAGCAGAGCCCGAGGAUUCAGACUGGAUCAAGAAAAUACUCCAAGGUCCCUGCAUCUUUUGUGACUCCCCUCUCUACUAAAGCAGUGGGGUGAAAGAUGACAAAAUCUCCACGGCUGACUACUGAAUUACAUGCCACAUAAAUGCCUUUUAUUGCUUGAAAGAGAAGCCUUUGAAAGUCUGUAAAGUAUUCACUAAUUGUUUUGUAAUAUAGGACGUGGGAAAUUUUCUUCUCAACAGAUCUUUAUUUUAAAGCCAAGCUUGAGCUAAAAAGUGAAGUAUAACUUUUUAUGUCAUGAAAAUGAUGACUGUAUGUGUUAAUAAAUUAUUCUAUUAUAAUUA
Molecule: messenger RNA, 2617 nt
Organism: Cyprinus carpio (common carp)
Lineage: Eukaryota; Metazoa; Chordata; Actinopteri; Cypriniformes; Cyprinidae
Gene: gtf3c4
Product: general transcription factor IIIC subunit 4
Biological process (GO): transcription initiation at RNA polymerase III promoter
Cellular component (GO): transcription factor TFIIIC complex
Molecular function (GO): protein binding; histone acetyltransferase activity
Source: RefSeq, a predicted model, not a curated record